Molecule: messenger RNA, 2157 nt
Organism: Linepithema humile (Argentine ant)
Lineage: Eukaryota; Metazoa; Arthropoda; Insecta; Hymenoptera; Formicidae
Source: RefSeq, a predicted model, not a curated record
AGAAGGACAUGAUUUCAUCACUUCAUUGCCGAAAACAGAAUAUUUCUACAAUCACGUUCAUAUAUUUAUAUACAGUAUGUAUAAGUUCAUAUUCGAUCAACCAGGAGUGAGAGUAUGCAUGCACACUGUAGCUUGCGCGAUCGACCCAUCGGUCACGCGUAGCAACGUGUUGAUGUAGUAUCGAUGUAGUAACGAACGAACAGAGUGCAGUUUAUUUGCACACAAACGGGCGUACGUUUAUCGAGUUGCGAGUAUAGCACGACGGGCGCGUGUUUUAACGCAAAGUGUCAUCUAUCACCUCGGAGAAUCAGAAUCGGAAACGGAAUGACCGGAAUCGCGAGCGCGACCGGUCUCUUGUCCGCGCGAAUUCGGCCGAUUCGCCGGCCCAAGCCCAAGAGCGUGGAAUUAUCCGGUUGCACCAAAGCGGCACCGUUCGCCCUCCGACCGUUCGCCGGUCUCUUUAAUCCUUAUCCCUAUGGUUGCUCGGUGUUGUGCAAUCAUCCAGCAGAUUGCGAGGCGAAGGAGGUGGUGCGACGCGCUAAGGAUACAUGGGCGACCGAGGGGAAAGCUCUUUUGCUGCCGGAGGAAAUGGAAAUGAUACGGACGAGUCUACUGGCGAUGGGCGCGGGCGGAGGCGUAGGUGAGGCUGGAAAUGUCGGAGGUAACAGCGGUGGCGACGGUUACAAAGUUACCGAGGUGACCGCUUCGGCGGUGCCCGAGGAGCUCUUCCGGAAAUACACAGAAACCGAUUCGCGACCUUUGACCCCGGCGCCCACGCUAGCCAGCGGACCUACGGCAUUAACCAGCCGCGCAACCCAGGAGGAUUUACCUGCGCCUUGUAAUCCGCGCGAGCGCACCACCCUGGUCCUGGAUCUCCGAGCGAACUCGCAAAACCAGCAGGUGGAGAGCGAAACUUUCAGCUGGCAUGCUCUUACACUCGAACUACCGCCGACGCCUCGAAAAAGCGAAAUAUUUGUUUGCAAACCGAUCUCGCGACCGCAACAUUCGGCACCCGCGCCGCCUCCACCGUCACCUCCCUCGCCCAUCGUUGAAGGAUGUGAAACAAGUUCGUCCAAGAAUGCGGAGGAAGAGGCCGACAGCGGCAGCGAGCAGCAACCAGUAAUUAUUCGAAGACGGGGAAAGCGAUUGCGUAAAAGAAAGUGUAGGAGGGGCUCGACUUACGGCCAGCAAACGGAAGUUCGCGAUCCGCUCGAGCCUGCGGUAACCCAGGUCUCGCAGAUCGGAAAUGGAUCACGGCGACCGUCGCUUCAUGUGGAUACUGGCGAAAUCGAUGAUUCGGCGACUCCUAAGAAAUCGCCCGCGCAAGCAACGAGUCACACGAUACCUUCGAGCUUCCUCGCACCUGACAUUCUAAAGCACUUAUGUCGAGAACUAGAUCGCGACAAGGUGGAGGCGGAAUUUUCAAUCAAGAAAAGAAUCGCCUUGGAGGAAGCAUUAAGAGUGAAAGGUGACGCUUAUUCAACCCUGCGCGGAUCUCGACAAGCUAGUGCCAGUUUGUUGGCACAAAACGCUCCCCGAAUAUUUUCCCGUCAAGCGGCGCGGUUUGAGUUACUCGACAGUCAAAGUCUUCGAGGAUUAAAGCCAAUUCAAUACCUUACUAAGCACGCGUACGUCACAUCGGGAAGAAAACAAAUAUUCGGUCGAAUAUUCAACAAAUUUAAUGAAGACUCGUUGCACAGCGCACGACGCAUUUCGCCGACCGACGUUGAAGAGGCCCUUCAGGAAAUGAUUGGGAAGGCGUUGACGGACGAGCAGAGAUCUUAUCUGAAGUCUGUUAUAGGAGAUAUAACGGAGUCGCUGGGCUUUAGGGAGUGGUGCGGACUGUGCGCUGCCGUCGAGAGGCUGUUGUGUCCUCUGCCGUCGAAGGAGACCGAUCCGCCGGCAUGGCUCGAAAGAGCGGACUUUGAAGCUCUAGAACGAAGACUCAAGUCAGUCGAAUCACUAGACUCCACACUGGCAUUAUUGUUGAAGGAGAUUCGUGACAGAUAAAAUAUGACAUAUUUCUUCUUAUACAUAUUCUUUUAUCACAGUGAUUGCUAAUUAUAAUAUUCGUAUCGUAUCGUAUCUUACGAACAGUUUAAUAUGCUAUAAUUGUUUAAUGUAUCCUAAAAAAUAAAACUUUUUUCACGGUUCUAC